Linum trigynum is the source of this 1492-nucleotide messenger RNA. The record is from the annotation of a GenBank genome assembly. NCBI's taxonomy places the organism in Eukaryota, Viridiplantae, Streptophyta, Magnoliopsida, Malpighiales, Linaceae.
CUUCCAUCCGAAAUGUUAAAAAACAAAAAGGCAGAUUUUUUUCCCUGUCCAUUCCAUUGAAGACUUGAAGCCUCUUCCUUCUUCCUCUUCGUCUGGAAUCCAGCAAUCGUUCCGCUUUGAAUCCGAAAAGUCAUGGCCUCUUCCUCAGCGUUGUUCGUCUCCCCCUUCGCCCCUUCUUUCGCAGCUGUUUCUCGGGUGAGCUACAAGCCAUUUUUGACACAGAAGCUUCCCUUCUUGCGACCACUUUCACUUAUUAAAGCUUCUUCGACUUCUGCUGGUUACUCUGCAGCCCCAGUUGCCGAUAAGCCCUCCAAAUCCUUCAAGUCAACUAGUUGGCAAUGGAAGUUCGAUGACAAAUCUAUCAGCAUCUAUUAUGAAGAACAUUCAAAGAAUAACUCUGAUUCACCUAAGGAUAUUCUGAUGAUACCGACAAUUUCAGAUGUGAGCACUGCUGAAGAAUGGAGAUCAGUUGCUCUUGACAUUGUACAGCGAGCUGGUGGAGCUGAUUGGCGUGCUACUAUUGUGGAUUGGCCUGGUUUGGGUUACUCGGAUCGACCAAAGAUAGACUACAAUGCUGAUGUCAUGGAAAAGUUCUUAGUUGAUUUCAUCAAUUCCCCUGAUAGUCCACUUAAGAACUCAGCAAAUGAUUUGGUAGUCUUUGGUGGAGGGCAUGCUGCCACGAUACUAGUUCGUGCUGCAAAGAAGGGCUUGGUGAAGCCAGCAGCUAUCGCAGCUGUUGCACCAACCUGGGCUGGUCCUCUGCCUAUUGUGUUUGGUCGUGAUUCAAACAUGGAGUCAAGGUAUGGUCUACUUAGGGGCACAUUGAGGGCACCUGGAGUGGGUUGGAUGAUGUAUAACAUGCUUGUCAGCAACGAGAAGGCGAUCCAAUCCCAGUACAAAUCCCAUGUCUAUGCUGAUCCGAACAAUGUGACUCCAAAAGUUGUUGAGAGCCGAUAUGCAUUAACUAAGAAACAGGGUGCUCGUUAUGCACCUGCUGCUUUCUUGACUGGCCUGCUUGACCCAGUUAAGUCCAGAGAAGAGUUCGUGGACUUGUUUGCCGGGUUAGAUGGGAAGAUCCCAGUUCUUGUCGUGUCGUCUAAAGGAUCUCCCAGGAGAUCUAAAGCAGAGAUGGAAGCACUCAGGGGAGCCAGUGGGGUGACCAAAUUUGUUGAGGUUCCAGGUGCUCUUUUGCCACAAGAAGAAUAUCCUUCAGUGGUAGCAGAAGAACUCUUCCAGUUUCUGCAAGAGACAUCCUGAAUCCAGCGCAUGACAACUUAAAGCUCUUUUUCUUUUUGUCUCCAUGUAUAGGUUAGCUUUCUCAUACAUACGACCUCUCAGUUUCCUAUGCUUGUCUUCCCAUGAAUGUAUAGGGAGCACUGAGAACAUCUCCUAAAACUAGAGAAAACAGUCUAUACAACAGAUACCAUACUGUGUGUAGAGAAAUACUGCAACGAUUUGUAAGAUCUUUCAUAAAUAAAGAUAUUUGUCACUG